Molecule: messenger RNA, 3048 nt
Organism: Ruditapes philippinarum (Manila clam)
Lineage: Eukaryota; Metazoa; Mollusca; Bivalvia; Venerida; Veneridae
Product: anaphase-promoting complex subunit 4-like
Exons: 25
Coding region: 160-2700 (846 amino acids)
Biological process (GO): positive regulation of mitotic metaphase/anaphase transition; protein K11-linked ubiquitination; anaphase-promoting complex-dependent catabolic process
Cellular component (GO): anaphase-promoting complex; nuclear periphery
Molecular function (GO): protein binding
Source: RefSeq, a predicted model, not a curated record
UUUUCUUUUCGGCAUAUUUUUUUUCUAAAUCGCCGCUCGUGUCAUGUCAAAUGCGUCGGAAAUUAUGAUUGGUUAACGGUAAACCAUUAUGUGCUAAUGAUUGGGUAGCAGUAUUGUACACAAAGAAGCGCCUGUCUACCAUGAUCAAAUGCGACUAAAAUGAUGCCAGAGCAAGGUGCAUUUAGACAGGUGGAUGAAAAGCAUGUUGCUGUGGAAGUGGAAUUGAUGGUGUGGUCUCCAAAGUUUGAUCUUGUAGCACUGUCAAAUGUACAGGGAGAGGUUGUAUUGCAUAGAUUAUUGUGGCAGAAGGUAUGGUCCUUGCCAGCCCAAAGUGAGGAGAUUAAAGUGAAAGCUAUGUCAUGGAGACCAGAUGGGAAAGUUCUGGCUGUUGGCUACACAUCAGGACAGGUCAAUCUGUGCUACAUAGAAAAUGCUGAAGUUCUUCAUACAAUAGAGUUAGAAAAGGAGAUCACAUGUUUAUCAUGGGUGUGUCAGGUCCUCCCUGUAGGCGGGACUUGGUCAUGUGAACCAUAUUCAGACGAUAGCACGGAACUAUAUCUGCCAAAACUACAACCACUAACAAAAAGUUAUGGAAAUUUAUCUAAAGGGAAUAUUGAAGAAAAUGUAGAGGAUAAAAAGAAAUUAAAAGGACAGAAAGAGUUAAAUAUUUUAAUCAUUGGCAGUAAGUCACAUGAGCUACAAUUAUACAUAUAUGGUGUUUUUCCUAUUGCCAAGAUAUCAGUUGGGGACAUUUCAGGAUCAGAGAAAAUAGAGAUGGUGUCAGCCAUGUUAUCUGAGGAUUUGAACAGUUUAGCAGUUGUUUUACAGCAAGAGCAUGAGGAAGAUCUGGAGUAUACACUUCAUACUUUUGAUACAAGUUUACUGGCAUCACAUGAUAAAGAACUUCAUCUUCUAGCUUUGAAAUAUGGUCAGAUAGCAACAUUGAUUCAGUAUUUGCAAAUGACAAUUCAACAAAUGCAGGAGGCUUGGGAAGAUAUCCUUUUAGAGAUGGACUCAAAAUUGUACAAUUUUGCUGAAGAGAAACAGGCAGCUGGGGCUGGUACAGUUAGCAAUGACUUCCUAGAGUUACUAUUGUUUGGUACACCCAGUUCUGAACUCAAGACAUUCCUAUCUCAUGAACUUACAGAUAAGGGUUUAAAGAAAUUAGGUCAUUCAAUUGAGACGUCAUACUCCAAUAUACAGAAACUUGUCGUGAAACAUCUACAAACUGUAAGUCAAGCUAUAGUGUAUCAUCUAAGUGAACUAAAAGGUAUGUCUAAAUGUUAUGAGAAGUUUGGUGUUCUUGGUGUAGAUGACAAAAGUAUACACAAGGCUGAGAUGGCAGCAGGAUCAUUUGUGCUAAAAACUAGUGAACUUCAACAGGUUAUUGAUGGAAGUAUAAAGAAUUUUAAAGCUUUCUUCAGAUGGCUUUAUGUAGUUAUCUUAAGAUUAUCAGAUGAAAAACCACCUCCUGAGCUAAGUAAGAUGACCCAGCAUGAUGUUAAUUUUGUAGCAGAUUUCCUUACAGAUAAUUUCGCCCAGUUCACUCCAAGAGAAGAGGAAGAAUCUAUUGAAGAUUUGAGGGCUGUUUCACCUACAGAUAAGAAAUCUGGCUUUAAACUGGAGAAAGUUGGUCAGUAUUUAAAGAAGGAAAACCUUAGUUACCCUGCAGAUAUAUCUAAUAAUCCAUGGAUACAGUUCUGUAGAGCAAAUUACAGUCUCAAAGAUAGUAAGAUUUUAUACCCUGUUGAGACAAACAAAUCUUUGAUACAACUUCAGGAAACUCUGGAACAUGAUAUAUAUCACACACUUCAUAAACCUGCGGUGACAGUAGGACAGAGUCUGCAGUGUGUAUCAACAUUGCUUUUGUUCUCAGUUCAGGCAAAGGAAAAUGGAAAAAGUUUUGUUCCAAGAGUUGCUCAGUUCACUGCUGGUCAGCCAUCAAUGUUAUAUACAGCUUUUACAGCAGAAUAUUUACCUUGUGAUAAAUUAUAUAUUCUUACUCAACCUACAAACAGUUACAGUGUGUCAGAAAAUAUGAGAUUAACAUCUGUAAAGUUUUCAUCUUUGUCUAGACCAGAUCCAAACAGUAGUAGUGCCAGCGCUGAUUCUGUACAGUCCAGUAGUGGGAACCUUAGUGUGUUGGAUGUAGCAUGUUACGAUGAUAAACAACUAUCAGUGUUGCUGACAGAGGAGACAAUGGAUUAUGUUCCCGUCUUGAUGCAGUUUCCUCUAGAACUUCUCACUGAUGAAUAUUUUAUAUCAGUGUCAGGAAUUGCUGGAGUCAAUACUCGAUCAGACAUACCUGUUAUAGAAGUUACAGGACAGACAGACAGUUUACAAUAUCGCUGGCUACAGAAUAUGAAAGCUCAUUCAUUUGCUGUUAGUGGAACAAGACAUGCUGCAACUGUUUUAUUUUCAUCUCGACGAAGAGUUCGUAUUUUUCUCAUGGAUGCAGAUGAUGAUGAAGAUGAUGAGGAUGAAGUGGAUGGGGGUGACAUCACUUCUCAAAGUGAAAUCGACCAAUCAGCUGCCAGUAAUAAUGACAUAAGCCAAUCAGCUUGUAGCUCUCAGGACACUAGCCAAUCAGGAGUCAGUAUGCUUAUAGAAGAUAGUGUAAUGAGUGGAGAUGAUGGACAGGAGGAUAAAGAGAAUAGUAAUGGAUUAGUUGAUAGUAGUGAACAGUCUGGAUCAUUGUAGGGAUUCACAACAAAUAUGGUGAUAUCACACAACUGAAGAAUAUCUGUGUAAGAGUAGAUCAUUCUCUGUUUUCAUUCUUAAAAUGCAAAACAAUUAAUGGUCCCAUUCAUUAACUGGACAAGAACUUCAAACAGAUCUUUGACUGUGGCCAGUAUUGGGCUGCUAAUAUAAAUUAUAUGAUCCAACAGAAUAAAGGUCAAUAAGGUAUUAUUGACUUUUACAGAGGAUAUUAAGCAUAGACUGUUUAAAAAAGGAUGAAUGGAAAGUGGUGACAUUUUAAUGAAUCUCUAUAAUUAACGUUGUUGGUAGAAUAUCUGUUACCAUGAAUAAAAGCAUUUUGAAGUUGUU